AUGGCUUUAUUGACCCGAUCUGAUCUUUUGUUUUACGUCAGCUAUCUCCAGCUCUCCGCUGUCUCUGUCCUCCACUCUGAAAUUAACUUCCUGUGUGUUCAGGACUACCUGCUGUGGAACCGUCUGGGUGCCACGUUGGCGAACGGAGACCGCAGCGAGGAGGCGGUAGAGGCUUACACCAGAGCCCUGGAGCUGCAGCCCGGAUUCAUCCGGUCCAGGUACAACCUGGGGAUCAGCUGCAUCAACCUCGGAGCUCACAGGGAGGCAGUCAGUAACUUCCUGACGGCUCUGAACCAGCAGAGGCGGAGUCAGCGCUGCAGCCAUCAGCAGAUGUCGGCUAACAUCUGGGCCGCCCUGCGAAUCGCCAUCUCCAUGAUGGACCGACCCGAGCUGUUCCAGGCCGCCAACGUCGGGGACCUAGACCUGCUGAUGAGGGCCUUCGACGUGGGCGAUGUGUGAUGGCGGAGACGGGCGGGACAGUUUGGUUUGAAACCAAAGAGCAAUGGUGGAAAGCAAUAGAACAGCACAACCCUUUAGCUUCCUGUAGGAACACUUCCUGUUUGUAAUGCUGAUGGCGAGACGUUCGGGGCGCCGACGCCUCCUGAAAAAGUCCUCUAAUGUCUUCAGUUCACUUUUCAAGAUUAGGCCUUAAAGCCAUGAAGAAUAUGAGUUUAUAAAGUCUUAAUUUAAAGAGAAACUGAACAGCUCCUGUAGCCACACCCACCAGUGAUGUCACAGUGUAUCUGGAGUACAUUUCUACAUCACUGAGUUCAACCACUGGACACUGUUCAGUUGCUCUUUAAAGGUUCUUUAUUUUCUAGUU
This is a messenger RNA of Morone saxatilis (striped sea-bass), 823 nucleotides long. Its product is annotated as PEX5-related protein-like. Gene Ontology annotation, molecular function: protein binding. The transcript is spliced from 3 exons. Gene Ontology annotation, cellular component: cytosol; peroxisomal membrane. Gene Ontology annotation, biological process: protein import into peroxisome matrix, docking. The record is from RefSeq and is a predicted model, not a curated record. Lineage: Eukaryota; Metazoa; Chordata; Actinopteri; Moronidae. The coding region runs from base 1 to 459 and encodes 152 amino acids.